AUGAAGAAAGCGGACUCCAACGCGAGCAUAAAAAGGGGUUCGAGGUCAGCACGGUUCACAGACAGUAUAUCCUCGUCUGAUGAACCGGAAACGGAGAGGUUACUAAGCCUGAAGCAACCCACGGUGGUAGCAUCAGGGGCACGGCGGGAAUCCCUUACAGCACCACCGUCCCCCACUGACUACGCCAAGAAGCGCGACAAUCCUCGCCAUCACAAUUACAUGAACCAUCUGCAUCAUCUCAUUCACUGGAGAGAUAAAUGGAGUGGUGAACCUCAUAGAGCACACGAGGUACAGAGGUUAAGGCAAUUUAUUAUUAAGCCCUGGUGA
Pieris macdunnoughi is the source of this 327-nucleotide messenger RNA. The record is from the annotation of a GenBank genome assembly. Lineage: Eukaryota; Metazoa; Arthropoda; Insecta; Lepidoptera; Pieridae.